Molecule: messenger RNA, 500 nt
Organism: Mus caroli (Ryukyu mouse)
Lineage: Eukaryota; Metazoa; Chordata; Mammalia; Rodentia; Muridae
Source: RefSeq, a predicted model, not a curated record
UAGAUCGAUGUGGUGCUCCUGAGUUCUCUUCGGGCCAGGGCCUAAGCCGCGCCAGGCGAGGGACGGACAUUCAUGGCGAAUGGCGGCCGCUCUUCUCGUUCUGCCAGCGGGCCCCUCGUCUCUCCACCCUAUCCGUAUUCCGGUGGUGUAUGGAAGGCAGGGGUGCGGCUCUCCGGCCCGAGCACUGACCCGCGCGCACUUCUCGCAGUGGUUCGCGUGGUCCUCGUGGAUCGCUUGCCCAUCUUCCCCGAGCCGGGGAAUGUUGGCUGGUGGCGAUGCAUAUCCUUCCCGUCUGGUGUGUGCACGCGUGCUCUGCUUCUUGCAGGCCUCGAGGUGCUCCUGGAUCGUUCCAGGUUUUGCCCCCUAGGUGCCCGCUUCUGAGUUGGUGGUGGCGCUUCCCGUUCCCUGGCGUGCCUCCCGUGCUCCGUCUGGCUGUGUGCCUUCCCGUUUGUGUCCGAGAAGCCCAUGAAAGGGGGGUCGAGGAUUAGAGGAAGGGCGGU